CCAAUUUCUUCGUUGUUGAACAUCUCUCCCGUUUCUGCGCUAUAACUCAGCGACCACUUCACGCAACCUUCACCGUCGACCCAACCCCCGGAUGAAUUCCAUCAAAUUCUGCUUUUAGUAAACCCUAACUUCCAUGUUUUAUACUCGAUUUUUCUUUUCGCUCUUGAUGUAUCCAAUUUACUUUCUGUUUUUGGUUUUAAUUAUUUGUGAUCGUGAUUCUAUUCGUUCAUGCCCUUGUUUUUGAUCUUCCGUUUCUUUUGUUUUUGUUCUUGUUGAAUUGUUUGAUGCCCUUGGUAAUUUGGGUUUCACUUUGCUGGUUUGAUGGAUUUGUUGAUUCGGGUUAGGGUUUGUUGUGGAUUUAGGGAUCUGAACAUCUGGAUGUGAUUUGGGCUUUUCUACUUUUGAUUUUCGAGUUUGUGUAAUUUUUCAUCGGGAUGGGAAUUAGAUGGUUAUAUGAUUAAAAUUUAAGGUAUCAGAAUGAAAAUCUAUAUCGGCUAAUUUUCCUUAUGCUGCCUAAAAUUGAGCCUUGUUUUGGUUUCACCUAUCAUUUUGGCAGCAAGUGUUGAGGCUUUGAACUUGGAUUUUUUUAAUGAAACAUUUGUCAUUUUGCGGAAUUGGGUAGGUGGUCUAGCAUUUGUAAAUAUUUGGCCUAGCAGUUGUCAUGCAUUUUAAUGGGAAAGGGGGUUUAAUGGUUACUUGCAGCGAUAAUCAGAUGGUUGAUGUUACAGUAGUCGCCCCUCUUUUCUUUUUUAAAAUUGUACAGAACUCACAUAGUGGGUUUUGUUGCUUUUGCAUAUCUGACCAUUUUUUCCUUUGGUCUUUUUUUUCUUCUCCUGAUGGAGUGGGGAUGUUAAAGGGGGUUGCCUUUGGAAUCGGUAAGAUAAGAAAUUUCCUUUUAUAGGAGAUUUUAUCGGUUUGCAUAUAUCCUUUACCCUUUUGGGAGGGAAGCUGUAUUUUAGGUUUUGCACGUUUCUUCUUCCAUUGUUGCUUAUUUUGGGUUUGUUAUUGUCAACAUUUCGUUGGUAGGGGUUGGUAUUAGAAAUAAUUAUGAUUAGGAUUUGUGUGUAAACAUAUUUGUAUGUUUGAUUUGAAUAUUCAAGUUUGGCCCUUGCUAUUUUGUUAAAUGGGUGUCUUUAUAAUGGAAAUAACAAUGGUUCUUGAAAUAGUAAUAUUACUUUUUUAAUUGUUUUUUCCUUUCAAAAUUGAGAUCUUGUAUUUAUAACCAUCAAAUUUCUUUUACGCGGCAUAACUGCAGGUCAAGGACUUGUACAGACCUUGGCGUCUUGGAGAAGUUGCUAAUAGUUUUAGUCAAGGGUGUAUUCCACCAAUUACUACUACAGUUACAGUUCUUUGCUUUCAAUUUGUAGACCUGUGAUUUUGCUUUAAUAAAGCCAGAGUAAGCAUUCUGUAGAUUUGAAUUGGUAUCACAAAUAGAGAUUGAGAAGCCUCCUGUAGGAAAUAUAUAAGAGCUGCUUCUCUUGUGACUUACCUAGUGUUCAAGAUGGCUGGUGUGAAACGAAGAAUUCAUAAUGAUUCAGAUAUCCUUGCUUUGCAUAAAGAAUUGGAUGAAGUCUCCUGCCCUAUCUGCAUGGAUCACCCACAUAAUGCUGUUCUUCUACUUUGCAGCUCUCACCAUAAGGGUUGCAAACCUUAUAUAUGUGACACAAGCCAUAGGCAUUCAAAUUGUUUUGAUCAAUUCAAAAAAUUAAGAGAAGAAACUAGGAAGAGUCCACGCUUAUCAAGUCCUUUACCUAUAAAUCCAUAUAGUUUUAGUAGUCCUCCUACAAACAACUUGGGUUUGAGUAUUGAUUUGAAUGAAGUUGAUGAUAAUCAAAAUAUUAAUGAAAGGAACGCUGUCGCAUCUGCUGGAUUACCUGGUGUAGCGUUAGGGGAUAAUGGAACUGAAAAUUCUAAUAGAACUGUAGACACAAAUGAAGCUGGAGAUUUGGACACUGCUGGUUCUGGGCCCAUAACUGAAAGGGUUGAGCAAGAAGGUUUGGAUGCUGGGAACUCAUCUGAGUACUCAAACUUGAAGUGCCCCAUGUGCCGAGGAGCUGUGCUAGGCUUGGAAGUUAUAGAAGAAGUAAGAGAAUAUCUUAAUCUCAAGAAACGAAGUUGCUCCCGUGAAACCUGCUCAUUUUCUGGCAACUACCAAGAACUACGCAGGCAUGCUAGAAGAGUCCACCCGACGACAAGGCCUUCUGUCACAGACCCAUCUAGAGAACGAGCAUGGCGACGCUUGGAGAGACAGAGAGAAGUUGGUGAUGUUGUUAGUGCCAUUCGCUCAGCGAUGCCUGGUGCUCUUGUGGUGGGAGACUACGUUAUUGAAAAUGGAGAUGGUAUGGUGGCAGGUGAAAGAGACAAUGGCACAGGUGAUGUCAAUGGGCCAUUGCUGACUAGUUUCUUUCUGUUUCAUAUGUUUGGAUCGGUUGAUGGUGCUCGAGAGCCAAGGCCACGUUCGAGGUCUUGGGUUAGACAUCGACGCUCUGGAGGAGGAACACCUGUACCAGAGCGCCGGUUUCUUUGGGGUGAAAACCUUUUGGGAUUACAAGAAGAUGCAGAAGAAGAUUUCCGCAUAUACAUCGGAAUGAGUGAAGAUUCAUCACCACCUACAAGAAGGAGACGCGUAACAAGGCCUGGAUCUGAUGCAGAUCAACCAUGAGAGAAUUCCUCUUCUGUGGUAAACAUCUAUGCCCUUGAGGUGAGGGAGAUUUGAUCCAAAUGAAUGGAGUGUGUUUUGUUUCGUGUCGGUCUCGAUCCCUAAAAAGGUUAAUUCUUAACCCCACAGGCGGGCAUCCCAGUGGGGUCAUCUGGAACAUCAAGAAAUUAGUGCUUCCAAAUUCUCGAGGGUUCAGUUGGCCAUCGUCUUGAUGCAAAAAACACAGCCAAGCAUGCUUGGCUCACACAAGAAGCAAGGAUAGGGAGGACCCGAUGAGAUGAAUAAGUGUCAUCUUUUCCGAAGUUAUCAGAUGGAAUCAUAAUCCUUUUGGUUUAUUUUAUUCGAAUUUAAGUUUUAUAUGAUUGUCUCUUGCUAAUCUUUGUAUAUAAUGGGAUGAUGAUUUCAUUUGUUUAAUUUGGUGUGAUGGUGGUUUUAUUUAUAUAAUCUGUCAAGUAAAUAGGCUUAUAUUUAUUUAUGGUUACCGAAUCUUCUGAAUGUAUGCUUCGAAGAUUGCAUUAUUAUUUAUAAGCCCAUGUUUAUUGUGA
Messenger RNA from Benincasa hispida (wax gourd), 3204 nucleotides. The record is from RefSeq and is a predicted model, not a curated record. NCBI's taxonomy places the organism in Eukaryota, Viridiplantae, Streptophyta, Magnoliopsida, Cucurbitales, Cucurbitaceae.